Molecule: messenger RNA, 891 nt
Organism: Brassica napus (rape)
Lineage: Eukaryota; Viridiplantae; Streptophyta; Magnoliopsida; Brassicales; Brassicaceae
Exons: 2
Coding region: 1-891 (296 amino acids)
Molecular function (GO): nucleic acid binding; RNA-DNA hybrid ribonuclease activity
Source: RefSeq, a predicted model, not a curated record
AUGGCGACUACUCAACUAAAUCAGAUCAGAGUGUUUCUCUGGAAGAUUAUCAAAGGAGCUUUACCUAUAGGAGCGAACCUGGAGGCAAGAGGACUAACUGCUAAUACGAAAUGUGUCUUCUGCGGACUACAAGAAACAUUGGAUCAUCUAUUCAUCUCAUGUCAGUUUGCGACAUCAGUCUGGGAGGCUGCACCAUUUUCAAAUGUACAAGCCACUCUAGAAACAACAAAUUUCACAUCAGCGCUGCAAGCAUCGCGCAAGCUAGUAAACUUGCCUCCAACUGGCGUACACCUCAUCUCCUUGUUCCCAUGGAUUGUUUGGACCAUAUGGUUAACUAGGAACCAGAGGAUCUUCCAGAACAGAGAAUUCGAUGGAAGUGCCACACUGACAAAAGCAAUCACUGGCGCUAGAGAAUGGCAACAAGCACAACAAGAGGUACACCGAGCAAUAGAACUUCAGACAGACCCGGAGAUACAACCAACAUCAACCAUCAUCAUCAACACGGAUGCAGCCUGGAAGGAGAAGACAAAAACGGCUGGAAUUGCUUGGAUCUUCUAUGAUGUCAAUGGGAAGCCGUUUCGACAAGGAAGUGGAACAGAAGAAUGGGUGAGCUCUCCAAUCAUGGCAGAGGCGCUUGCCAUCCGUGAAGCACUCUUACAAGCUCAAGGUCAUGGCCAUAUCAACAUCGCAAUCAGAUCGGACGCCCAGAUACUAAUCAGGGCAAUCAACGGAAGAGACCAAAUCAAGGGAAUUUAUGGAAUCCUUCAGGACAUCCACAACUUAACUUGUUAUCUCUCCACCUCUGUUUUCUCGUUUAUUUCUCGCAAAGACAAUGUUGCAGCGGACAACCUUGCUAAGAAGGCUAUGUUAAACUUCUUCAACUGCAUGUAA